AUGUGCCAACGACAGCAGCGAACCUCUGGCAUUCAAAGUGAGGAUGACCCCAGCCGCAAAGAUGACGGCAAAGCCUUUCCUUGGCGUCUCGGCAUCGUUGAUGCCCACUGCCACCUGAACGACUCCGUGGCCUCGCUCCAAACUAGGUUGCCUACCAUCCGUGCCCGCACCCUGGCCAUCAUGUCCACAAAUGCCCAAGAUCAAGAUCUCGUUGCUGAUGCCGCUGCUCAAUACGGCAUCGAGAUGCCUUACGCGCUGGGCCACCAAAGCGGUGGCUCCAGGAACGACUUCAUCGAACUCGAAAAUAUGAGCGGCGAAGCAAAGGAUGACGGCGAGACUGUUACCAUCAAAGAUGGGGGCGACAGAGUCGUCAAGAGCGAAUUUAUACAUGACGAAAUCUUCACACACGAGACUAACGGUGGCGAAGGCACCAGCGGCAAAGGCAUCAGCGCCGAAACCCCCAGCGGUGAGGCCGGCGGCUGCCGGCUCGUCCCUUCGUUUGGCUGGCACCCCUGGUACUCCCACCUGCUGUACGACGACACAUUCACCUUCGCUCCCACGACAACAUACACGCCACCAGAGGAUUCGGUCGAUUCCGCAUCUGCCUUUGCUGCCAAAAAGCGACACUACGAAGCUGUCCUCACACCGUCACCCGAACGAGACGAUGACUUCAUCGCCUCCCUCCCCGUGCCAACACCACUGUCGGCCUUUAUCGCCGCCACACGUGCCCGCCUUCGCGCCCACCCAUACGCUCUCGUCGGCGAGAUUGGCCUCGACAAGGCAUUCCGCGUACCUUUUGGAUGUGACGCCUCGGCCGUGGCGCCCCCUGCUGACGCGCCCGCCUCGGUGCACGCCUCAGGCCACCGGACCUUGAGCCGUUAUCGCGUACGUAUACAGCACCAGGAAGCCAUUUUCGGGUCACAGGUGCGUCUUGCUGCCGCGGAAGGCCGCCCCGUCAGUGUCCAUUGCGUCCAGGCGCAUGGUUCGCUGCAUUGCACCUUCCUGGCAUGCUGCCAGCCCCACGAGCGUCCCAUCCCCAUGAUCCGGGGGGUGGGCAUGGGUUCUCGGUCGCUCGACGGAGCGGACUCUCCAGUCUGGGAAUCUCUCCCACCUGGAAGGGUCUACCCACCACGGAUAUGCCUUCACUCCUUCACCGGCGACGUGCAGGUCCUGCAGCUGUGGUUGCACUCGUCGAACCACACAGACGUCUACUUCUCCUUCUCGAAGGCCGUGAACCUCCGCAACGACUCGAACCGCGUAAAGUCUUCGAUGGUGAUGCAUGCCGUGCCCGACGAUCGCGCUCUCCUCGAGAGCGACCUUCCUGUGGUCGAGGACGAAACCGAUGCCGCUCUUGAGGAAAUGUAUCGACAUGCCUGCCACGUGAAACAAUGGCCGCUCGAGGAGGGCGUGCGGCGGUUCGGAAGUAACUUUGAGAGCUUCAUCUUCGGCAACAGAAUGGAGCCCGUCAGCGGCGACGCGACGGAUCCUGGGUGA
Molecule: messenger RNA, 1494 nt
Organism: Drechmeria coniospora
Lineage: Eukaryota; Fungi; Ascomycota; Sordariomycetes; Hypocreales; Ophiocordycipitaceae
Exons: 1
Coding region: 1-1494 (497 amino acids)
Molecular function (GO): hydrolase activity, acting on ester bonds
Source: RefSeq, a predicted model, not a curated record